GUUUCCUGUCCGACUGAACCGAAAGUCAUUAGAUGCUGGUGCGAGAGUUUGGCGAACGCAGAUGGUCGUUCAAUGAUCUGUUACUUGGCCUAAAUACGACGUUUACUUUCACAGGAUUACAAACCAAGAGCUGGUCAUGACCACAGAGUCGGACUUUCCGGAAAGCGGAAUGGAGUGACGUGAUUGGAUGAGACCGAGGAGUCAUGGCCAGCCAGUGCAGCAGCAGUGUGGGGGGUGCGGGCUCCGUUCACUCCACUCCCCUUUCUGCCCGCAUCGAGUCGUACGAAGCAGGAGAAAAGAAGAGCAUCUCAGAUAUUCGGAGAACCUUCUGCCUGUUUGUGACCUUUGACCUUUUGUUCGUCACUUUGCUGUGGAUCAUUGAGUUGAACGUCAAUGGAGGUAUACAACAGCAGCUGACGACAGAGGUGUUGCACUAUGACUACCACAAAUCCUUUUUUGAUAUAUUUCUCUUGGCAGUGUUCCGUUUUGCAGCCUUGAUUUUGGCAUAUGCUGUAUGUAAGCUGCGUCACUGGUGGGCUAUUGCGAUAACUACCGCCAUCACCACUGGUUUCUUAAUAGUUAAAGUGAUUGUGUCUAAGCUUCUGUCCCAGGGGGCAUUUGGGUACUUGUUACCCAUCGUCUCCUUCAUUCUGGCAUGGAUAGAGACGUGGCUCCUUGACUUUAAAGUCCUGCCGCAGGAGGCCGGUGAUGAAAUCAGAUUUCUUUCAGUGCAGCAUGCAUCAGAUCAUGAACCACUCUUAUAUCCAGGAAGGGCAGUUUCAGAAGGCCAGUUCUACUCCCCUCCUGAAUCUAUGGCAGACUCUGAUGAAGACCUUGAUGAUAAACUUGAUCUGGAGAAGCCUAUUGUCUAGUAGAAGCUCAGACCACUACUCAGAGUUCAGGGGUCUUACAACAGCCGUGUCCGGGACUACUCGACUUGUCCUUGCAUGAGUUUGAAUGCGUGUGUCACCAACGAUAGAGCGUUUCUUCCACAUAGAUCUUCCUUUGCAACAGUCAGAAGUUUCUUUCUCUGUCUCACUUUAACCCUUAAGUCAAAGCUCUUAGUAAAAUUGAUUUGUUUUUGUUUGCGUCUUUACUUUUACAACAGAACAUAAAGCAUUCUGUUAAUUGUGCAGUGCUUAUUAAAAAGAAUGAAGGAUUUUAAUGUGAACAAUACAGUGUGUAUAUGUGAAUCCUAUAAUCUAGGGAUGAUAUCGGCGCUCAUCACGAGGCAUAUGUUUACAUGUUUAUGUUGUUCUCAACUCUGCUCCUGCAUAACACAGUCAUUGCAGACCCACCGGUUCAUGGUGUUAAAUCCACGUGUCUGCAUUGAGUCUAUAAAGGUUUUUUAUAUCUUUGAUUGCAUAAGCAUCACUGGACAGGACCUCAAUGUGUAUAACAGUACAAGUCUCAGGUCUGCACUGCCUCUGUUUACUGUGUGAACAUUUGCUGUUCUUUCUUUGAUUCUCUCAUGUUUUUUCUGUUUUAAUGCCUUGUCUAUAAGUCACUAGUGUUUUGAAUGAACGUUGAGUGACAGGCUUGAUUUAAAAAUGUAUAUUUUGUUUACUUGCAAUAUAAAGGACUCACCUUAUUCAGCACGAAAUGUUCUUAAAGGAAGAAUUUACAGUGUAUGCAUGAAUAGUGAUCUGAUUUUAUGUUUGUUUUUGGCUCCAUAUCAGAAAGCAUUCCAGAACAUUGAACAUUCUAUGUUUACCUGUGCCGCACUUACAGAAUAAGGGUCUAUGUAGGCCUACCUGGUGCAGGUCUAGGACCUCCAGAUUGCUUAAAACAGUUAGGCAAUGACAGCUAUCUUCAUAUGCACUCAUAAGCCUUGUAUGUUGGACAAUGUUAGACUGUAUUUCAUUCUGUAUUAAAACAAUUACCGUUUUUCCUAA
Molecule: messenger RNA, 1895 nt
Organism: Triplophysa dalaica
Lineage: Eukaryota; Metazoa; Chordata; Actinopteri; Cypriniformes; Nemacheilidae
Gene: stard3nl
Product: STARD3 N-terminal like
Exons: 9
Coding region: 204-872 (222 amino acids)
Source: RefSeq, a predicted model, not a curated record